Ricinus communis (castor bean) is the source of this 2384-nucleotide messenger RNA. RefSeq names its product transcription factor ICE1. Gene Ontology annotation, cellular component: nucleus. Gene Ontology annotation, biological process: regulation of DNA-templated transcription. Lineage: Eukaryota; Viridiplantae; Streptophyta; Magnoliopsida; Malpighiales; Euphorbiaceae. The transcript has 4 exons. The record is from RefSeq and is a predicted model, not a curated record. Gene Ontology annotation, molecular function: DNA-binding transcription factor activity; protein dimerization activity; sequence-specific DNA binding. The coding region runs from base 405 to 2054 and encodes 549 amino acids.
UAUCAUUAGUUUAAAGUAGUGAUGAAUGAAGGUGUAUGUACGAAUGAAACUGAAAUUUGCAUGAAAUUAAGGUUAAGUGGACCUAAUGUUUAUCCAAACAAAAAACCAACGUAAAGCCAACCGAGCAGUAGUGAUUAGUGUAACGUUCAAAGAGAAGCGUGUCGCAUCCUUCUCAAGAAAUGGUCAUUUUUUUUGCUUCUCUGCCUCUUACAAGUUACAAUAAAAAGCCAUUUCCCUUUCACUUCUGCAACGUCCUCUUUCUCUCUCCAAUUUUGUCUUUAUAAUAACUCCUUUUUCUUUUUCUUACAAUUUCCUUUCUUUUUUUUUUUCUUUUUUUUUUGGGGGGGGUGGGGGGACUUUCCUUCACUUUCCAGAGAAAACAUAACAGAUAUCCAGAAAGAAAAAUGCUGUCUGGACUAAAUGGCACCGUUUGGAUUGAAGAUAAUAGAGAACAGCGAGACUCGACCACGAACAACAACAGCAGCAACAUUAACAAUAGCUGCUGUGGUGUUAUAGAGAGCAACAAAGAAGAUAUGGCUUCUCUUUCCACAUUCAAGUCUAUGCUCGAAGUAGAAGAUGACUGGUAUGUUGCAAAUACUACUAGUAUCCAUAGUCAUCAAGAUAGUAUCAGAGACAUUACAUUCUCACCGAAUCUUGGUGACCCAGAUAAUCUUUUGCUUCACUCUGUUGACUCCUCUUCUUCUUGUUCACCUAACUCUUCUGUUUUCAACAAUCUCGACCCAUCUCACGUUCACUACUUUAUGCACCCAAAACCCACUCUAUCUUCACUUCUUAAUGUAGUUCCUAGUAACAUCCCUUUAGACCAUGGCUUUGAUUUGGGUGAAAUUGGGUUUCUUGAGAACCACACAGCAGCAAAUGCAACAACAACAAAUGUGUCAUCUAUGAUGAAUAGAGGAGGUGGGAUUUUAGGCAACUUCACUGAUUUGAACUCAAAUAAUCAGAUUAGCACUUCUAAUUUCUGUUCUGAUCCACCCUUUUCUACCACCAGCAUGCUUCAAUUGCCAGAAAAUGCUUCGGGGUUUACAGGGUUUAGGGGUUUUAAUGAGAGUUCAGGGAAUUCACUGUUUUUAAAUAGGUCUAAGAUGUUGAGGCCUCUUGAAACUUUCCCUUCAAUGGGUGCACAGCCUACUUUGUUUCAAAAGAGAGCCGCUUUGAGAAAGAACUUAGGUGAUAAUGGUGGAAAUUUGGGGUCUUUGACUGGAAUUGAGAUAGAUAAAGGAAAGAGAGAAUUGACUCUGAUGGGUGAAGAGAAUGAGAAGAAAAGAAAAUUGGGCAAUGUAAUAGAUGAUACUUUUGAGGAUGUAAGCAUUGAUGGUUCAGGUUUGAAUUAUGAUUCUGAUGAGUUCACUGAGAAUACUAAGAUAGAGGAGAUUGGUAAAAAUGGUGGGAAUAGCUCAAAUGCGAAUAGCGAUAUCACUGGUUGUGGUGGUGGUGAUCAGAAAGGGAAGAAGAAGGGGCUUCCUGCUAAGAAUCUGAUGGCAGAAAGGAGGCGCCGGAAGAAGCUUAAUGAUAGGUUAUACAUGUUAAGGUCUGUUGUACCAAAAAUAAGCAAGAUGGAUAGGGCAUCAAUCCUUGGAGAUGCAAUCGAAUACUUGAAAGAGCUUCUGCAAAGGAUCAAUGACCUCCAUAAUGAAUUGGAGUCAACUCCUCCUGGCUCUUCAAUGACACCCACCACAAGCUUUCAUCCUUUGACACCCACUCCAUCAGCCCUGCCCAGCCGUAUCAAGGAUAAGCUUUGCCCCAGCCCAUUGCCAAGUCCAAAUGGUCAACCAGCAAGGGUUGAAGUCAGAUUGAGAGAAGGAAGAGCUGUAAACAUCCAUAUGUUUUGUGGUCGCAGACCGGGCCUCCUGCUCUCCAUCAUGAGGGCUUUGGAUAACCUCGGCCUGGAUAUUCAGCAAGCUGUCAUCAGUUGUUUCAAUGGUUUUGCCAUGGAUAUCUUUCGAGCUGAGCAAUGCAAAGAAGGACAGGAUGUGCAUCCCGAGCAAAUAAAAGCAGUACUUUUGGAUUCAGCCGGCUACCAUGGCAUGAUGUAACAGUCAUCACCUAUUUCAGUUGUCUAUGGACAGAAAUUUUCAGGCAUGCCAAGAGGUGUUCUAUUAUACCAACUAAUUAUAGUAGUUUUAGUAAUUCGCCAACAAUAGUUCUUUGGAAAAGAAUUAGAAAUCUGUAAUUUUCUGUGUGUUUUAACGUUUCAAAUGAAAAGCCUUUGCAGAAGUCAGGUGGCGCCAGAAUAUCUGUAUAACUUGAAAUACUAGUAUACUACAACUGCAACACACAGGGUGGGGGAGAGAUCUAGCAUAGUUGAAAGAAAUUAACUCAGGAUUAUAACGCAGUAUCAGGCAUCCAUUUGGCAUUGUGAUGAA